AUGUUCUAUUAAAUACUUAUUGGAUUGUUUACAACUACUUGUGGAUCAAAUUUUUAUGAAUUAUAUGAAGAGAAUUUUGUAAAUGAUAAUUUUGUAGAUAGUGAAGGUAUUUUUAAUAUCUAAUGUUAGGAUGGAAUGUAAAUAAUGUAAUCCAAAGUGUAGGUUAAUGCAACGGUAUAAAAUUGUUUGGAGGUUAUCAGGUAUUUGGUAAAAACACAAUAAUUACAAAACUAAUAUCUCCACCUCCGCAUUAUGCAAUUAUGAUUACAUUAGAAUUCUGGAAGUAAUAUUUAUACAAACAUAUAGAAUAGAUAAUUGGGAUAAUGAAUAAUUUUAUAUUUAUGUCGAUUAGAAUCUAAUAUUUUCACAGAUAUAUGGAGAGUCAAAUACAAAUUCAAACUUAUGUGGAGAUAAUUCGAAUGAAGAAGUUUAGUAAAUCAGUAUAACAAAAAAUCACAAUUAUAAAACACUUUUUAUAUUAAUGAAAUCAAAUUUAUAAGGAAUGAUAGAUGUAAGAAUAUCAUUUAUGAAAGGAAUGGUGGGGAAUCAGAAAUUUUAAAUUAUAUUAUUACCCAUGUCCACCUGGAUGUCAAACUUGUACAUCAGAAGAUUAAGCUAUUGAUUGUCUUAUUUGGAUUGUCUAAUAUCAAAGUUUAUUAGAUGUAUUAUAUAGUUAAUUUUAAAUGGAUGGAUGGAUGAUUUUGGAAGGAAUUUAAACUAAAACUAGUUGUUCUAGUGCUUUUAUUAUUUAUUAUUAUAGUUCUUCCUCUUUUGGGAGGAUUUUCUAAAACUGGAAAAAAAAGCAAAAUUAUAAAAUCAAUAAUUUUACCAGUUCAUUGUUUUGUUAAAAUUAAAUUUAGUUUUGUUUUCAUUGAUAAAUGGGAAAAUGAAUAUGCUUAAUUAUAUAUAGAUGAUUAAUUAAUAUGGUUUUAUUCCCAUAAAUCAGUUGCAGAAGAAAUAACGAUUUGUGGUGGUAGUUUUGGUGAGAAAAUAUUAAAUUAAGAGAUUAUUUUGCCUCAUAAAUAAUAAUUUUUACAAAUGUAAUUUACAACUACAUUAAAAAAUUUACCUUCCUAAUAAUCAUUCGGUAUAAGAGAUAUUUAAAUAUUUAUAAGUAAAUUUAUUAAUAAUUUAAGAUCGUCCAUUUGGUUUUCCUUUUGAUUUUACUUGUGAAGGUAUAUGUGGAAAUGGAGAAAUAGAUAGAUCUGAACAAUGUGAUGAUGGAAAUAUGUAACCAUUUGAUGGAUGCUUUAAUUGUCAAUAUUCAUGUGUUGAAGGUUGUUCUAAUUGUAUUAAGGAAAUUUGUUAUGAAUGCUAAGAAGGAUGGACAUUUGAUGAAUUUACAUGUACUGAAGAUUUCUUUAUAAAUAAUUAAAAUUAAUAUGAUAAUGAAUUGUAGUAAUAAUGUUUAGAUAAUUGUAAAUUAUGUAUCUAUGAUGUAUGUAAUGAAUGUGAUAUAGGAUAUUAUCUAAUCAAUAAUCAAUGUAAAACAAUUUGUGGAGAUGGAAUAAUUGCUGGAGAUGAAAUGUGUGAAUUAGAAUAAUAAGAAUGUUUAAAUUGUUAAUUGAAUUGCACAAAGAAUUGUGAUGUUUGUAUUAAAGGUGAAUGUCAUUAAUGUAUAAUUGGAUAUACAUUUGAUUAUAUUGAAUAAUAUUGUUAACCUAUUUGUGGAAAUGGUGUUGUAUCUAAUGAUGAAGAAUGUGAUGAUUUUAAUAAAGAAAAUGGUGAUGGAUGUUCUAGUUAAUGUAAAAUUGAAUAGAAUUAUAUUUGUAAGAAUUAUUAAUACUCAUUUUCUGAAUGUAGUUAUGAAAAAUAUCCUUCAUUCUAACUUUCAUUAAUUAGUACAUAUCAUGAAUAUUAAUAUGUAUCGAUUUAUUUUGAUUAAAUUGUUAAAACAAUUAGUUAGACUGCUUUUUCUACAAUGAUACGUAUGCGUUUAAUAGGACCAAAUGAAAUAUUUUAUGAUUUACAUUUAAUUCCUAUUUAAGAACCUUUUGAAUUAGUUUCAGCUGCAGAAUACUUAGUGAAAAUUGUAAUAAACACUACUCUAUCAUAACCACCAAUUUUAGAAGUAAUUCUAGAGGAUUAACUAUUUAAUUAUCAUGAUGCUCCACUUGCUAAUUAAAUAAAUUAAAUAAAACUUAAUCUUCCAUAAUACCUUAAUGAUGAAUAAAAAUAGAAUGCCAUUUACCUCUAAAAAGUAGCUAAAUACACAAUGAUUUCAAUGGGAGGCUCAGUGAUACUCAUAUUGAUAAUUUGUGGCUAAUUAUUAAUUCAAGAAAUACUUGAAAUACUUCAAUAAUAAUCCUACCUUAGAUUUAUUAAUGUAAUUUUUCCUCUUAAUUUAUUUGUUUACUUUGAAUCAAGUAAUUUGAUAUCUAUGCAACCUAUUUUGGAUAUAGUUAAAAUUGAUUAAGUAUUAACAUAAUUUAUGAAUGAUUAAUAUUUGGAAUCUUAAGGGAAAUUAUUAUACUAUGAAGUAAAUGCAGAUAUUUUAACAAAUAUAUAAACUUAAGUUUUCUUAAUUAUUGUACUUCUGAUUACUUAUUCUUCAAAUUAUUUAGUCAUAAAACUUUUAAGGAAAUUGAAUAAUUAACAGAUGUUUUAUUUUGGUCCAAAAUUUGCAAAAUUAAUAAUGAAAACUUUGAAGUCUUUGUAUAAACAAAACAAAAACUUUGAAAGUUAAGUAUUAUAAGAUUUUCUAAACACAAAUAGUUGGGAUCUUCUUUUUAUGUCCUUUCUAUAAAUAUAGUCAAUAUCCAACAACAUUGUUUCCAAAUUAAUUGCAUAUUUCAUUUUGUAUAUAAUCCUCUUUAUUUCAUCUAAAAUGUUUACAAGAAUAAGCUAUCCAUUUAUAAGGAAUUAAAAAUAAUUAUGGAUUUCAAAAUCAAAUUAAAUCAAACUAUUAAAAAAAGUUUUAUUCAUAAGCAUAUUAGUAAUGUUACAAUAAAAUUAAAAAUUACAAAUUAUGUUAUUAACUCUAGUUUCCUCAUUCUAUUUAAUUUAUCUUUUCAUUAUUAAACCUUUUAAGAACACCCUAGACUUCAUUAAUACUAUGGUACUGGAAAUUACCUCAUUUAUAUUUUGUUCUUCAUCAGCCUUAUAUUGGAAUGUUUUUAAAGAUAAAUUGAAUUAUAACAUUUAAAUUUAAUUUGCAUGGUUUCAAAUUGGAAUGCUAUUGUCAUGCUUAUUUGUAAAUUUAGUUUUAUAAUUAUGCAUUUUAUGCGUAGAAAUGAAAAAGAAUAUAGUGAAAAGGUUUUAUGAAUAAAAUCCUUAAUAAAAUCAAUAGCCAAUUAAAACAAAUCCAUUUUUAAAUCCUUGA
This is a messenger RNA of Paramecium primaurelia, 3322 nucleotides long. The record is from the annotation of a GenBank genome assembly. NCBI's taxonomy places the organism in Eukaryota, Ciliophora, Oligohymenophorea, Peniculida, Parameciidae.